This is a messenger RNA of Limanda limanda (common dab), 6193 nucleotides long. Its product is annotated as DNA (cytosine-5)-methyltransferase 3A-like. Bases 209 to 2743 code for a protein of 844 amino acids. Gene Ontology annotation, molecular function: methyltransferase activity. The transcript has 23 exons. Gene Ontology annotation, cellular component: cytoplasm; nucleus. Gene Ontology annotation, biological process: negative regulation of DNA-templated transcription. The record is from RefSeq and is a predicted model, not a curated record. Lineage: Eukaryota; Metazoa; Chordata; Actinopteri; Pleuronectiformes; Pleuronectidae.
GAGAGAGAGAGAGAGAGAGAACCACCGUCAGGCUCCGGGAGGCAGAGCGACGGAACGACAUUACGGGAGCGAGGGGGAGGAGCAAGCAGACUCACAGACUGAAUGAAGCUGCACCUGGUGCUUCUGAGGGCAUUUCCCAUGUUUUGAUUUGUUCCACUUAUUUUUUUCUUCACUUCCUGAACUUGGCUUCACCGAGCCGCUCGUUGCCAUGCCGUCCAACAGUCCGGUCGCCACGGAGACGCCACAGACGCCAGCGAAGGACACCGUGGUCGAUGUGUGUGAAGAUGGAGCGGACCAGGACAGUCCGGAGGAGGGGACGCCGGCGAGCCCCCGCACCAAGCGCCGAGUGGGCCGCCCUGGAAGGAAACGCAAGCAGCUGCUUCCUGAGAUGGCGACCUCUGACCCUUGUGCAAAUGCCCCCCCAACCCCGCCUGAGGAGCCGGAGGCCUCCCCCUCCCCUCGCAAGAAGCGUGGGCGUCGGAAACUAGACAGAACCAAGAGGAAUAAGGACGAGCCAGACGACAGAAACUGCGACUCCCCCAAAGAGUGUGUGCAGGGGGAGAGCGGGCGGCUGCGGAGGAGGCCGGUCCCCCGGGUGACUUUCCAGGCCGGCGACCCGUACUACAUCAGCAGGAGACAGAGAGACGAGUGGCUCAGCCGCUGGAAGAUAGAGGCGGAGCGGCGGGCGUACAGAGAGGCGGAGAUGAGCAUGAUGGACGAACUGACGGAGGCCGACUUUCGGAAAGAGGAGGAGGAGCCGGCCAGCCCGGCGCCUCCACCUUCACAACAACACACGGACCCCGCGUCCCCCACGGUCGCCGUGACGCCGGAGCCGGUCGCCAGGGGAGACCAGGCCACACCCAAUGAGGUAGAGGAUGGCCGGGGCUUUGGCAUCGGCACGCUGGUGUUCGGGAAGCUGCGAGGUUUCUCCUGGUGGCCCGGCAGGAUCGUGUCCUGGUGGAUGAGCGGCCGGAGUCGAGCCGCUGACGGCACCCGCUGGGUCAUGUGGUUCGGCGACGGCAAAUUCUCUGUGGUUUGUGUGGAGAAGCUGAUGCUGCUGAGCUCCUUCUCCUCCGCCUUCCACCAGCCCACCUACAACAAACAGUCCAUGUACAGGAAAGCCAUCUUCGAGGCUCUGCAGGUGGCCAGUGUGCGGGCGGGGAGGCCUGUCCCGUCCUGUGAUGCCAGCGAUGAUGCCGACGGCGUGGACAUUCAGACCAGACAGAUGAUCGAGUGGGCGAUGACCGGCUUCCUGCCCAAAGGUCCACAGUCCCUGGAAGCUUCAGAAGAGGAGCAGAAUCCAUACAAAGAGGUGUACCCCGAGAUGUGGGCGGAGCCUGAGGCAGCGUACACGCCUCCGCCUGCGAAGAAGCCGCGCAAGAACCUCGCCGAGAAAGCAAAGAUCCGAGAAGUGAUCGACGAGGGGACCAGAGAGAGACUCAUAUGCGAGGUCAAACAGAAAACCAGGAAUAUCGAAGAUAUCUGUAUUUCCUGCGGGAGCCUCAACGUCUCUCUGGAGCAUCCUCUCUUUUCAGGAGCCAUGUGUCAGGGUUGCAAAAACUCCUUCCUGGAGUGUGCCUACCAGUACGAUGACGACGGCUACCAGUCCUACUGCACCAUCUGCUGUGGAGGCAGGGAAGUGCUCAUGUGUGGCAACAACAACUGCUGCAGGUGUUUCUGUGUGGAGUGUGUGGAUCUGCUGGUCGGAACCGGCUCAGCGGCGAUAGCCAUCAAAGAAGACCCCUGGAACUGUUACAUGUGCGGCCCCCGCAACACCCACGGGUUGCUGCGGCGACGGGACGACUGGCCCUGCAGACUCCAGCACUUCUUCGCCAACAACCACGAGCAGGACUUCGAGCCGGCCAAGUUGUAUCCUCCGGUGGCGGCGGAGAAGAGACAGCCAAUCAGAGUGCUCUCUCUGUUUGACGGCAUUGCCACAGGUCUGCUGGUGCUGAGGGAUUUGGGAAUCCAGAUCGACAAGUACGUGGCGUCUGAGGUGUGUGAAGACUCCAUCACCGUCGGCCUGGUGCGACACCACGGACGCAUCAUGUACGUGGGAGACAUUCGCAACGUGACCCGCAAACAUAUCGACGAGUGGGGACCUUUCGAUCUGGUGAUAGGAGGAAGCCCCUGUAACGACCUCUCCAUAGUCAACCCUGCACGCAAAGGCCUUUACGAGGGAACUGGCCGGUUGUUUUUUGAGUUCUACCGCCUGCUGCACGAGGCGCGACCGAAGCCCGGCGACGAGCGGCCGUUCUUCUGGCUGUUUGAGAACGUGGUCGCGAUGGGAGUCAGCGACAAACGGGACAUCUCUCGCUUUCUAGAGUCUAAUCCAAUAAUGAUCGACGCCAAGGAAGUCUCGGCCGCGCACCGCGCUCGCUAUUUCUGGGGAAACCUGCCAGGCAUGUCCAGACCCCUGGCAGCCAUGGUGAACGACAGGCUGGACCUACAGGAGUGCCUGGAGCAUGGGCGCCACGCCAAGUUUGAGAAGUUGCGUACGAUAACGACACGCUCCAACUCUGUGAAGCAGGGGAAAGACGAGCAUUUCCCCGUCUACAUGGACAACAAGGAGGACAUCCUCUGGUGCACGGAGAUGGAGAGGGUGUUCGGGUUCCCCGUCCACUACACCGACGUGUCCAACAUGAGUCGUCUGGCCAGGCAAAGGCUGCUGGGACGGUCCUGGAGCGUCCCCGUCAUCAGGCACCUCUUCGCCCCACUCAAGGAGUUCUUCGCCUGCAACUAGUUACACAACAACUCUCUCUUUCUGUCAUGCACACACACACACACACACACACACAUGCGUACACACAUAAACAUCAUGUAAUGAGAAACACACAACUACACACUGUAUACAGAUUGUACAUGAAGGUUGGCUAACACAGGAUGACCAGACACACACACUAACACACACACACACACACACACACACACGCCUGUAGGCCACUGGCUGACCUUAGUCCCCUGGUGCUACCCUCCAUCGAUUUACACCAAUGACUGAUAAUAAAGAUGGACGCCACGUCUCCACUUCCUCCUACUUAACAAAAAAUUAAUCCAAAAUAUGCCGAACACGUGCUGGUGCUGCCAUCUUGAGCUUUAUGUGUCAUUUUGAGCUGGAUGGGGGGGGUGGAGCUGCCAUAUCAAGACAUUCUGGUUUCACCAUUUGAGAGCUGUGGCGUUUCCCAUCUUUAUGAACAGUCAUUGAUUUGCACACAAGCUGGUGCAGGGUCUCUGAACUGUAAAUCUUCACACACGAACUUCCUGUCCAACCUUGAAACUGAUGUCUUCUGGCUUUACUCUGUGGUGGCAGCUGGAGUUCAAACCUCCAGGGGGCGCUAAAGCUAACACAGACGCCCUGACUUUCCUUUUGUUUUUAAAUACAGUAACGCUCUGAACACAUCAACACACCAAUGAUUUUCCUCUCAACCAUAACUGUAUCCUUGUGUAGUGACAGUGCUGCUGGUAUAUUACAGUCCAAUAAACACACAUAUAUACAAAAACAAACACACACGCACACGCACACACUCCGGUUAAUGCUCACGGUGCUGGUCAGGCAGUGAUAGGAGUCCUAAUGGUGCCACUUUAAUACAACACUUUUACAGUUCUUGGUGCUUUUAGACACUGAACAGUCUCUGGUUGAUUCAGUCGCUGCAGUUUUGUUUCCCAACCCGAGUCAAACUACACGAUUAUUCGCAGGUAGAUGCAGCACCAGGUGAUCGUGAGGCUUCAGGAGGUUUUGAUUUGUCAGAUCUGCUGUGAAGGAACUGGCAGGACAGCUUCCCAAAGAGAUUAGGACUCAAUCAGACUCUUCUUCUUGGAGGAAAUGCUGCUCUGGAAGUAAAAAUCUCAGGGGUCAGAGGUAAACGACGGGUUUUUCUGGCAAAGUAACAUCUAAAAAAGACGAGUUCCAGCUGAAAUAUGGUCAGUGAUACCGGCAAAGUUUAUUUGUGUAUAAACAUUUUAAACAACAAGACAAUGCAAUUUAAUUUACAUUCAAAUAUAACAACAAGAAAAUACCUAAAUAACCUAGAAGGUCCGAAUGCUAACGCCCUAGCUCACCUCACUAAUCUGCAUCCUUUCGAUCCAAUACGGGGGUUUUUUAUAUUCAAAUAUACAUGAGGCAUAUUCUUCAUAUCGCCAUGACAACACUUUUAAAGUAACAUCAGAGGUGAGAUUGAAGUAGGAAAGUCGCAGUUGGAAUAUUGUGAACUUAAUGAAGACAAAGCUUUUAUUCUCAGUACCAUUCACAGCUGCAGGUCUCUUAUUGGUCAGGAUCCGCUUUUAUUAGGUUUUCACACUACUAUUGAAUAUGGAGAUAUUUAGGCAGUGGUUGUAUAUUAAGUUGAGUUAAUUGCUGUGAAAUACUGUAGCAUUUUAACGAUGGGUAUUUUACCUUGUGUUUAUUUUAUGCUGUACACGUGCUGUUGGGUUGCAUUUACAACUGUUGCUCCAACGACUGUGACGUUCAUCUUAAUGCUGCAAAUUUGGAAUAAUUCUGUUUGUCAGUUGUCUUUUAGUGAGUAUAGCAGAGGUUUCUCACAUUAGGUCUCACAGCUUGGAGAGUUCAUUGAGUCCCAGUGAACGUCCCUGGAGACGUCACCAGGUGGUGGUAGAUGAUAAGGAAAACUUACUGGGACCAUUUCAUUAAGCUGGGAGUGACUCGCCUGCAUCUCAGCCCAAAACCCAGCUACUGUGAAGUGUAAAUAUUUGGUCAUUAGUUCUGUAGCAGCUUGUGUUUACCCAUCAUGAGCACGGCUUUUAAUUUGUCUCACACAUUCUCAAUGUCUCUGUAUUUAUCCAAGUGAGCAGGAUGAGCUCUCAGAAUCGUGGACGUGAACAUAUGGAUUCUGUCUUUGUGACCUUGACUUAACUCUAUUUAAAAUCUGCUUUCUAGAUUUUCUUUCUAGAAAUUGCUUUUUAUUUUAGUGUUUUUUUAAUUUUUAAAUAUUUUGCCUGCAAUACUCAAACAAUGGCCCUUCAACAAAAACUUAAUUUUGAUUAAAAAUGUGAACAUCUAAAAAAUAAAAUGACAAUUAGUAUCUUGGUUGUUUUAGUUUGUUGUCAGACACAAAACAAAUGAAAUCAAAUAUUAAAAAACAGAUUUACGCACCUGUAUUUCUGACCAUGCUUAUAACACUAUUGAAAAAAGUUUCUGGAUUUUAAAAUGAAAACUAUUAGACGUGUUUUGUAAUGAAAAAUAUUUCAAUCUUUGGCUCCGUCAAUAAGGUUUAACUCAUCCUCUGAGAUUAUUCUUUAAGAGCAGCUUUCCGAUUAACUUCCAGUUUGCAAAGUGUAGGUCCUGAACACCUCCAGGUAUUUAUCUCCUGCGCCUCAGCUCCAGUGUUGUCGUCCUGUGUGACUUGAAGUUAAAGUAGGUAUCAAAACUCUGCAGCGACGUCCAGUGAAACCAGAGACGGACCUUUACUUUGUAGAAUCUCUGCUGGUUUUCUACUUCCUGUGACUGAAACAGACAGCCCUGAAUAAAUAACAGAUACUUCCUUACACAACACAGAUGCAACUGUUCAACCUCUUUUCUGCCCAACGCAUGCUGGGAUGAUCUCAGCCCGAUCAUGACCUUGAACGGGCAUAGGCAGGUAAACAAUAAGGAGAUGAUACACACCUUAACGCCAUGUGUACGUGUCACUGCACACAGUUGUGUGUUUUAUUCAGACAGGGCUGUCAUCUCUUUCAGUCUGGUGCUUCUGGUCCUCAGACGACCAACAAUCCUUUUCUCCCAGGAAGCCUUCUGAUCCUCUGACCUUCCUCAGAUACCAGCUAACGACUGGACACACACACACACACACACACUGACACACAAACACACAGUAACAAAACAACAGUAAACCAGCAGGUUCAAAAUGUUUUCCCAACAAGUUUACUCUCCGUUUUUACAACCAACAGUCUGGUGCUUUUUAAACUUUGCUCUUUUUUACAGUGCUCUUGCAGGUCUCUCAUACACACACACACACACACAAACACACACUCUGACACACGUUCACACAUUUUGCUACAAAUAUGGUGCAGACGUUCACGCUUCUCCUUUCUCUGCAACACACGCCACCAACACACACACACACUCACAAGCAUACACACUGUGGAUUUGCCGGCUGCCUGUUGCCACCAGGCUUCCCACGGCACCACCGGGUGUGACAUCACCACCCCGCGUCGCUUGGUGCUCACAACCCCUGCCCGGUCC